CUCACAGCGUCUUCUUCCUGUGAAGGUUGGAGUCGGAAAGGUCCUUAGCCGGUCGGUUUGUUGUGGCACCAGCACCUUGUUCUGUCCUUCAGCAGGAAAAUGUACUAUAAGUUCAGCGGUUUCACCCAGAAAUUGACGGGUGCUGCUCCCACGGCGGCUUACAACCCUCAGGGGUUGAAGCUAAGCCUGCCUGCAGAGUCUCCCACCAUGAUCUUCGCCACACCCACCAAGCUGGUCUCAGAAGCAGGGUCCACAGUGGAGUAUUUGGGAACAAACAAAGUUCCUGACCUCCAGAAAUUUUUCCAGACAUCGGACGGUGUCCCUGUCCAUCUAAAGCGCGGAUAUCCAGACCGACUACUGUACCGCACCACCAUGGCUCUCACGGUCGGAGGCGUCGUCUACUGCCUGGUGGCUCUCUACAUCGCAGCUCAGCCCAAAAAGAAGUGACAAACACAAACUUGGGAUCUUGUGUUACACCACUGACUUGUUGCUGCUGCUGCAAUCACCGGGUCUCACUUCACCAAACCCUCUUCGGCCCUUUUAAAUGAGAAACCUCCCCUCUCUACUUUGGUUUUUGAAGGACAGGAAGAGCUUUACGAGCCUCUGGCGUAAUUGCUGUCACACUAACCAAAAUUAAAUGAAUACCAAUAUUGUUAUUAUUAUCACUUUGUUUUUUGUUUUUCAAAUAAUUCAGUUUUAAAGUUGGUAUCAAUUACUACUCACCACCUAUGAAAAAGAAAAAGUUUAAUAAAUGUUUUUUUAGCCUCAUCAAUAUCAGGACACAAAGCCAAUAAUGACCAUAAUGUUUGUGUUCUUUGAGAAAGAUGUCUAAGUUAAUAAAUCCUAGAAAGAAAAUGGU
Xiphophorus maculatus (southern platyfish) is the source of this 859-nucleotide messenger RNA. It is a transcript of the gene cox7a2l, whose product is annotated as cytochrome c oxidase subunit 7A-related protein, mitochondrial. Lineage: Eukaryota; Metazoa; Chordata; Actinopteri; Cyprinodontiformes; Poeciliidae. Gene Ontology annotation, biological process: mitochondrial electron transport, cytochrome c to oxygen; regulation of oxidative phosphorylation; mitochondrial respirasome assembly. The coding region runs from base 100 to 447 and encodes 115 amino acids. The transcript is spliced from 3 exons. The record is from RefSeq and is a predicted model, not a curated record.